Molecule: messenger RNA, 6645 nt
Organism: Rattus norvegicus (Norway rat)
Lineage: Eukaryota; Metazoa; Chordata; Mammalia; Rodentia; Muridae
Source: RefSeq, a predicted model, not a curated record
UGGUGACGUCACCACGCGCGCCGGAAGCGCGCAUCUUUCGCGCGCCCCUGGCGCUGAAGGAAGGAAGUUGAGGCCUGAGCGGCCUGGGCUGUGUUUGAAAGGCCGCGGACGCUAGCGGCAGCGGCAGCAGCAGCUACUUGGACAUCCUGAAGGCGGCCCGAUGGGAGACGAGAUGGAUGCCAUGAUCCCUGAGCGGGAGAUGAAGGACUUUCAGUUUAGAGCUCUGAAGAAAGUGAGAAUCUUUGACUCUCCUGAGGAGUUGCCCAAGGAGCGCUCGAGUGUGCUCACCGUAUCCAAUAAGUAUGGCAUGCUCUUUGCUGGUGGCACCAAUGGCUUGAAUGUCUUUCCUACUAAAAGCCUUCUUAUCCAAAACAAACCUGGAGAUGAUCCCAAUAAAAUUGUUGACACAAUCCAAGGCUUGAAUGUCCCUAUGAAAUUCCCAGUUCAUCACCUGGCACUGAGCUGUGAUAACCUUACACUCUCUGCGUGCAUGAUGUCCAGUGAAUAUGGCUCCAUUAUAGCCUUUUUUGAUGUUCGCACAUUUUCAAAUCAGGCUAAACCACUGAAACGCCCAUUUACCUAUCACAAGCUUUCAAACGGUGCCAGCGGGAUGGUGAAUGAUAUGAAGUGGAACCCCACUGUCCCUUCCAUGGCAGCAGUUUGUCUGGCUGAUGGCAGCAUUUCUGUCUUGCAAGUUACGGAUGUGGUGAAAGUGUGCGCCACACUUCCUCCUUCAUCGGGAGUCACGUGUGUAUGCUGGAGCCCCAAAGGAAAGCAGCUGGCCGUGGGAAAGCAGAAUGGAACUGUGGUCCAGUAUCUUCCUACAUUGCAGGAAAAAAAGGUCAUUCCAUGUCCUCCGUUUUAUGAGGCAGACCACCCUGUCAGAGUUCUGGAUGUGCUGUGGAUUGGUACAUACGUCUUCACGAUAGUCUAUGCUGGUGCGGAUGGCGCACUGGAGACCUGUCCAGAUGUGGUGAUGGCUCUGCUUCCGAAAAAAGAAGAAAAGCACCCAGAAAUAUUUGUGAACUUCAUGGAGCCCUGCUACAGCAGCUGCACAGAGAGACAACAUCAUUACUACCUCAGCUACAUCGAGGAGUGGGAUUUAGUGCUGGCAGCAUCUGCAGCGUCAACAGAAGUUAGCAUCCUUGCUCGACAAAGUGAUCAGACUAAUUGGGAAUCUUGGGUACUGGAAGACUCUAGUCGAGCUGAACUGCCUGUGACAGACAAGAGCGAUGACUCCUUGCCCGUGGGUGUUGCCAUAGAUUACACCAAUGAAGUAGAAGUUGCCAUCAAUGAAGAAAAGACUCUUCCUCCUGCUCCGGUUCUCCUGUUACUUUCAACAGAUGGUGUACUUUGUCCAUUUUAUAUGAUCAAUCAAAAUCCCGGGGUUAGGUCCCUAAUCAAGACCUUAGAGCUGAUCUCAGCAGAGGGAGAGCGCCAGCCUAAGUCCUCAGGAAGUUUUCCUAGUACACCACCUUCCCCUCAAGCUCCACAGAACCUUGACGCUCCAGCAACAGCCUCUUCGCCUCUUCCACCGGUGUCUGCUGCUCCCACCGCCACCUUCCCUUUGCCGUCUGCUGGAGGAGGCCCUUCUGUGUUCUCCUUUGGCCCUUCACCCUUCAAGUCCUCCUCCAUCCCCGGGGAGCCCCCGCCAUACCCCACUGGCUCUGACAGUUCCAGAGCAGCACCAGCCUCUGGCACCCCCACCUUCUCUUUUGCGCCUCCUUCCAAAGGCACCUUGGCCCCGACCCCUGCAGUGGCUCCUGUGCCCACAUCUGCUGCUCCCUUCACUUUCGGAUCAUCAGGUUUUAAGCCCCCCUUGGAAAGCACACCUAUGUCCAGUGCCCCAAACACAGGGAUGAAGCCUUCAUUCCCACCCUCAACUUCUUCGGUGAAAGUCAACCUGAACGAGAAGUUCACCGCUGUGGCCUCCUCUGCACCCGUUCAUAGCUCCACAAGCAUACCCUCCGUGUUGCCGUUCUCUUCCUCCCCCAAGCCACCAGCUUCUGGACCACUCAGCCAUCCCACGCCUCUCCCAGCAUCACCCAGCUCCAUGCCUUUGAAACCUUCAGUCUCUCCCUCUCCGUCAGUUGGCCGCUCCGCCCAGACUGCCCCGAGUUCAGCACCCUCCACAGGGCAGAAAUCUCCUAGGGUAAAUCCUCCAGUGCCAAAGUCAGGGUCCUCUCAGGCCAGAGCACUUCAGCCUCCUGUUACAGAGAAGCAGAGGCAUCAGUGGAAAGAGUCAGACCCUGUGAUGGCUGGAAUUGGAGAGGAGAUUGCACACUUCCAGAAAGAGCUGGAGGAGUUAAAGGCGCGAACCUCCAAAGCCUGUUUCCAGGUCGGCACCCCUGAGGAGAUGAAGAUGCUGCGCACAGAGUCAGACGACCUGCACACCUUCCUCUUUGAGAUCAGAGAGGCCACAGAGUCUCUUCAUGGAGACAUAAGUACACUGAAAACAACUCUGCUGGAGGGCUUUGCUGGUGUUGAAGAAGCCAGAGAACAGCAUGGAAGAAAUCAUGACUCUGGGUAUCUCCAUCUGCUUUAUAAAAGACCACUGGAUCCCAAGAGCGAGGCCCAGCUCCAGGAAAUUCGCCGCCUUCACCAGUAUGUGAAAUUUGCUGUCCAGGAUGUGAAUGAUGUCCUAGACUUAGAGUGGGAUCGGCAUCUGGAGCAGAAGAAAAGACAGAGGCGCCUAAUUGUGCCAGAGAGAGAGACACUUUUCAACACACUAGCCAACAACCGGGAAAUCAUCAACCAGCAGAGGAAGAGGUUGAAUCACCUGGUGGACAGUCUGCAGCAGCUCCGUCUCUAUAACCAGACGUCCCCAUGGAACCGGCCCUCAACGCUUUCAACGCAAAGUGACACUCCUAGUUUUGACAGUGACCUUGAACACCUGCUAAAGACUACCAUUGAAUCUCACACCAAGCCUUCUCCUAGAGUGCCAGGUAAACUGUCCCCUGCGAAACAGGCCCAACUGAGGAACUUCUUGGCCAAAAGGAAGACCCCACCAGUGAGGUCUACUGCUCCAGCCAGCCUGUCUCGGUCAGCCUUCCUGUCUCAGAGGUACUAUGAAGACUUAGAUGAAGGCAGCUCCGCGUCGUCCGUAGCUCACCCUCUGGAGGGAGAAGAUGCCCGGCCGACGCCGACCUGCAGAGAGGAGGAGGCUGUGGUCCCAGUCCCUCGGCAUGCCCCCGUGGUCCGCACACCUUCUGUCCAACCCAGUCUCCUGCCUCAGGCGAUGCCUUUUGCAAAGCCUCACCUGAUUCAUAGUUCUUCACCUGCUGCGAUGAGCUCUUCAAUCUCUACGUCAGCUACCAAAGUUAUUCCUCAAGGAGCCGACACCACAAUGCUGGCAACUAAAACGGUAAAGCAUGGUGCACCAGGUCCUUCCCACACUGUCGCAGCUCCCCAGGCAGCGGCUGCUGCAGCCCUGAGACGGCAGAUGGCCAGUCAGGCGCCAGCUGUGAGCACUCUGACCGAAUCCACUUUGAAGAAUGUCCCUCAAGUGGUGAAUGUACAGGAACUGAAGAGUAACCCCUCACCCCCUUCUGCGGCCAUGGGGAAGUUUACAUGUUGUCCCACAGAAGAUUUGGAUGGACCAUUAAGGACUAAUUCUUCUGGGCCGCACUCAGCAGCCAAAGCCCCCCAUGCAGUGUUAACCCCAGUGGCUGCCAGCCAAGCCAAGCAGGGGUCUCUGAUAAAUUCCUUCAAGCCGUCAGGACCCACACCAGUGUCCUGUCAGCUGUCCUCUGGGGAUAAAGCUGUAGGUCCAGGGACGGCCAAGACAGAGUCACCUGUGACCUCCACCCCAUCUACGGGGCAGCUCAACAAGCCUUUCUCAUUCGCCUCCCCAGGGACCUUUACUUUUGGGACAAUCACACCAGCCCCAUCUUCUAGUUUCACUGCCACACCAGGGGCAGCACCCCCCACUAAAGAGUCAAACCAGCUUGAGGCGUUCUCAUUUGGCGGGGGAGGCAAACCUUUUUGUGAGACCAUUCCUGGAAACCCCCCUGCCACGGGACCCCCAUCAGCACCCAGCACUUCUGUAACAACUACGUCUCUGGAAGACUCUGCUCCAACCAGCAGCAAACCUGCAACUCCUGAAACUCCUGUGUCCACUGCCUCUAGCAAAUUGGAAACUCCACCAUCCAAGUUAGGAGAGCUUCUCUUCCCAAGUUCUCUAGCUGGAGAGACGCUAGGGAGCUUCUCAGGACUGCGUGUUGGCCAGGCUGAGGAGUCUACAAAGCCCGUUAGUAAGGCCUCCUCCACAAACCUGGCCGGAGCCCAGCCAGCCAAGCCCUCAGGGUUUAGCUUUCCUGCUGCUUCCGUGUUAGGGAAGCCAGUGGAGCCCAGUGUGACGUCCUCUGCCCCAGCGGCACCAGUCUCAGCUCUGAGUGCGAGCACUAGCAGUUCCUCGGCAACUGUCUUUGGCAGUGUGCCCCUUACCAGUGCUGCACCUUCCGGGCUCAUGAGUUUUAGUGGGGCCUCUUUGGCUAGUAGCAAAGCUAGUUUCUCAUUUGGAAACCAACAGACUAGUAGUGCAGCAGCAGCAGCAGCUACCCCAGCAUCCACCUCAGUUGCCCCUUCCCUUCCAGCAUCUUUCCCUACUUUGUCAUUUGGUGGCCUCCUGAGUUCACCAUCAGCUUCUUCCCUGCCUGUGUCUUCUGGUAAGAUCACAGAGGAGGCCACACCACCAGCUGUGCCUGACAAGUCAGACCACAGUGAAGUGUCAGCAUCAACACCCUCACUUCCACUACAGCCACCGUCAGCCCAGCUUCCCCAGGCAUCUCUGCAAACUUCUGACCCUGUCAAAAAAGAACCUGUUCCUGCGCAGACCACAGACAGCAGACCAUCAUCUUCUGCCAGCCUUGUGGCAUCCACAGAAUCCACUCCAGUCGCCCCAGGGGGCCCUGAUAGCAAGACAGAAGCAGUGUCCCCUGCUUCCACCUUUGCAGGGCCUGGGCCGGCCGUGGUUGCAGCUGUUCUCCUAGGAGCAGGCUCGGCAGCCAGUGAAGCUUCCGGUACCCCUAGUACCUCCAGCACUGUCUCCAGCAGUACCCCAACUCCUGCCACAGAGACAGCUGUAUUUGGGACUGCCACUUCUGGCUCCUCAGUCUUUACACAGCCGCCUGCUGCCAGUUCGAGCUCAGCAUUCAACCAGCUCUCCAGUAACACGGCCACUGCACCCUCCGCCACCCCCGUGUUUGGGCAAGUGGCAGCCAGCAUAGCCAGCACAGCCGCUGCCACGCCACAGGCCAGCAGUUCAGGAUUUGGCAGCCCUGCGUUUGGUGCUUCGGCUCCUGGAGUGUUCGGACAGACAGCAUUUGGGCAGUCCCCAGCCUUUGGGCAAGCAACAAGCAGCCCUGCGAGUGGCUUCUCCUUCAGCCAACCUGGGUUCAGCUCUGUCCCUGCUUUUGGCCAGUCUGUCUCCUCCACCCCCACAUCCACCAGUGCCAAUGUCUUCGGAGCCACCUCAAGUACCAGCAGCCCUGGUUCCUUCUCAUUUGGACAGGCUUCUACCAAUACAGGAGGGACGCUAUUUGGCCAAAACAACCCUCCUGCUUUUGGUCAGAGCCCGGGCUUUGGGCAGGGAGGCUCUGUGUUUGGUAGCACCUCGGCCACUACCUCUACAGCAGCACCUUCAGGGUUUAGCUUUUGUCAAGCCUCCGGUUUUGGGUCUAGUAAUACUGGUUCUGUGUUUGGUCAGGCAGCCAGUAGCGGUGGGUCAGUCUUUGGCCAGCAGUCAUCCACUUCCAGUGGCAGCGUGUUUGGGUCUGGAAAUGCUACAAGAGGGGGCGGUUUCUUCAGUGGCCUUGGAGGAAAACCCAGCCAGGAUGCUGCCAACAAAAACCCAUUCAGCUCGGCCAGUGGGGGCUUUGGGUCUACGCCUACACCCAAUACCUCUAACCUGUUCGGGAACAGCGGAGCUAAGACCUUCGGAGGGUUCGGCUCCUCCUUCGGGGAGCAGAAGCCUGCUGGCACAUUCAGCUCUGGUGGUGGGAGCGUGGCAUCCCAAGGUUUUGGAUUUUCCACUCCAAAUAAAACAGGUGGCUUCGGUGCUGCUCCAGUGUUUGGCAGCCCUCCUACUUUUGGGGGAUCCCCUGGGUUUGGAGGGGUGCCAGCAUUCGGUUCAGCCCCAGCCUUUACAAGCCCUCUGGGCUCGACGGGAGGCAAAGUGUUCGGAGAGGGUACUGCGGCCGCCAGCGCAGGAGGAUUCGGGUUCGGGAGUAGCAGCAACACUGCAUCCUUCGGUACCCUCGCCAGUCAGAACGCACCCACUUUCGGAUCCUUGUCCCAGCAGACCUCUGGCUUCGGGACCCCGAGCAGUGGAUUCUCUGGGUUUGGAUCAGGCACAGGAGCAUUCACCUUCGGAUCAUCUAACUCGUCUGUCCAGGGCUUCGGUGGCUGGAGAAGCUGAGCCGACGUCAGCCUUCCCUGAGGCUGCUGUGAGCUCCUGUAGGCAGCCCUCCACUCUCCAGGCGCCCACAGGAACAGACUCUCAGAAGAACUCUCAUGAAGAUGCUCCGCCAGGAAGAAGCAUUGGAGACCAAAGCUCAGCAGUGCUUGACUGCCUCUUCCCCACCUUCAGAUUUUGCAUCAAGUUUUCCUCUGCUAUUAAAGUGUUUGGGCUGGUUCUGCACAGAA